Daphnia carinata is the source of this 3042-nucleotide messenger RNA. RefSeq lists its product as uncharacterized. The record is from RefSeq and is a predicted model, not a curated record. The transcript is spliced from 12 exons. Bases 164 to 2662 code for a protein of 832 amino acids. NCBI's taxonomy places the organism in Eukaryota, Metazoa, Arthropoda, Branchiopoda, Diplostraca, Daphniidae. Gene Ontology annotation, cellular component: plasma membrane. Gene Ontology annotation, molecular function: protein binding.
UAAAGUUGAACUGCCUUUUUUUUUUUAAAUAAAAAGUUAUUUCAUCCAUCAACCCCCUGCAACAAAAAGUUAAUUCGGAUUUCAAUUUGUUUUUAUCGGAGAGGAAACAAAAUUUGCGAUUUCAAUCAAAGGUGUUUCAAAUUCAUCUGCCGGACAAGAGAAAAUGGUGAAAGCAAGAAUACCUGGGAGCUCGCAGGAAUUGUACACGGUCUCUGUGGAGUCUGUGCCGCAGUACGCGGGAGGGAACAGCAAGCGGCCUGGAUGCUGCAAAGGCGGCCGCGUCGGCAAAGAUCUUCUCUGCGGGGUCCUCAUCGCCUUGGCCGUCAUUUGCGCCGCCGUCGCCAUCUUCCUCGUCGUCUUUUACGUCGUCAACGGAGUGGACAACAGUCAGGCACAAACAUCAGAUGCCGAUCAACAAAAUGGCACACUCGAUUCUUCACCUUUGACACGAGACAGAGAGGAAGAAAAGAAAAUCAACUCGUUAAAAGACAGUCACGAAUGGGACAGCAGCGAAACCAAAGAUCAGCUGUCACUUAGCAGCACCUCGUUACCUGACGUCGGCAUACACGAACCUCAAUUUCACGUUAAGGGUGAAGCCAUAUAUCCGGCUUACGAACCAGUUGGGAAUCCUUCGUCCGGCACAACGGCCAUUCCCGCCCAGCCGGUGAAUAUCAACGCAAACAAAACCAAAGAAGAUGAGGCCAAUCCGCCAAUUGAUAUUGAAGCCAAUAGUCAAGAAAUUGGAGGCAAAAACGAAACGACGCUGUUCGUUCCAGAUGAUGACGCCAUCAUCGAGACGCCCGCAUUGGCCGCAAAUACGGACGCUGCUUCCGGUCAAUUGCAAACCGAUCCAGCUCCGCCUGUUGUUUUACUGCCGGAAUCUACGACGACCAUCAGAUCAGUCCCAUCUACUAUUUCUACGACGGUGGCCGAUGUCAGUUCAGAGCGGACAAAGGAAUCGACGACCACCGUUCCAGUUCCUCUUCCAGAUCCUGUUGUUAUUGCCGUUCCGGAACCGGAUACGAGUGGUUUCGUUCCUGUUCAAACGAAAGAGGAUCUCGAUUACGAACAGGAACAAUCGACAGACUCGCAAACGGAAGCUCUGUCGGAAACGGUGCCCGCAAAACCGGUAGACGCAAUUCCGGCCGUUGAUACGGCGCCCUGGAAGCCCAUUGAUGGAAGCGUUGCUAUUCCUGCGGUCAAUACGGAAGACGAAGUUCAAGAUCGAUUCAUUGUCGAUGGAAAAUCACCGGUAGAUGCGCAGCAAUCGGUGGCAUCCGUCGAAAAGAAGAACCCCAUCGUUGCAGUGACGACUACGACUGUCAGAACGGCGAGCAACGUUCCAUCUGUUAGUCAAUUGCCAGAAGAAGUCAGCCAAGUUCCAGUCGAAAUUGUGAAAUGGGAAGCACCGGCGGAACUGGAAGAAGCCACGGAAUUCGCUCAAAUGCAAGAUCUGGGCAACAUGGCGCUACUACUGCCGGAAAAUCGCGUCCGCACUUCGAAACCGACUGUUCCUUCCACAUCCACCGAACAAUUUCCGUCCAUUGUUUCCCUGCAUUCCGCUCCGGCUUCUCCGCAAUGCAUCCGCCGCCAAUUGCCGUUCUGUCGCGGAGUUUUACCUUACUCGGAAACGAUCCUUCCGAAUUGGGUGGGCGACACGACGGAAUCCGAACGCAAUUUCAGCGUUCCAUAUUUCGAAAUCAUCGCCGAAUCUGAAUGCCAUCCUCGAGUGCAACAAUACGCUUGCGCCGUCCUGGAACCACCGUGCCGUGGUAGCGGAAUUAGUUUACCUCCAUGCCGUCAAUUCUGCCGCGCUAUUGCCGAAGAUUGUUCCAGUUACGUCCUGUCUGCUCUAACGUUGGCAUCAGUCCUUGAGUGCGAUCAAUUCCCACAGUCCAACGACCCGGAUGUCUGUUUGAAUCUAGCUUCAACAACUCCCGAAGGUGAAUGCCUGCCGAACGAGUACCGUUGCAGCAACGACAACACGUGCAUUCCCGAACGGUGGGUUUGCGACGGCCGGCAAGAUUGCAGCCAGGGAGACGACGAAUUCGCCUGCAGUCGAUGCCGCGAGGAAGAAUUCCGCUGCGAAAACGAGAACCGAUGCUUGCCCAAAAGGUGGAGGUGUGACGGAUCCCGUGAUUGCGCCGACGGCUCUGAUGAACGCGACUGCCCAGCCAAUCAAGAAUGCGGAGACGGCCAAUUCCGGUGCGAAGAUGGCCUUUCUUGUAUUCCUCUGCGACGGGUUUGCGACGGAUCUAAUCACUGCCGUGACAACUCUGACGAGACCAACUGCACUUCCAUUGCGUGCCAAAUUGAGGACUUCAAGUGCAAUGACACCGGUGUCUGUAUCUCGAGGAAAUGGGUCUGUGAUGGCAACGCGGAUUGCAAAGACGCAUCCGACGAAGCUCAGUGUGCCAGAGAAGCUGAACUCGACCUGGAAUCGGAUGUUCUGAUUGAAGAAAUGCAAGAUCAGUUGGUACCUGGCGGCAAUGAAACGGCCCUCAAUCCGGACACAGCUUUCAAUCCCGACAAGUGCCCAUUGGGUGAGCUGCUUUGCAUGUCGGGCUCGACGUGUAUCCGAUUCGAACAGCUGUGCGAUGGCACGCGAGAUUGCGCCGAUGGAGCCGACGAAACGGAUUGCGGCAAAUCAUCUGCCAACUGAAUAACAAAGGCGUUAAACGAAUUCUGUCUCUUCCGCCUUUUGUUUCGGGUCCUUUCUUUGCUCUAACGAUUUCAUACCCAAUCUAAUUCCAAGAUGGAAAAAAAACAAAAACAAAUAUUCAUAAAAAUAUGGAAAUACGCCCUUGAUAAUGUUCCGUCCAAACAUUAAUGAUGCUUAUUUUUUCAGUGAUUUUCUUUUGUUUUGUCGUGUACAUUUUUUUUGUUUGAAUCGGGAAUGGGUAGGUGCCACAUUCCACUGUAUGAAUUCUUUUUUGUGUCCGAUCUCGUGACGAUGCUGCUGUCGUCGACGACUUCAUUUCUUUACAAUAACUUUUUCUUCUACGUUUCAACAUUCCAUUCGAUGGCAAAAAAAAAACGUAA